Molecule: messenger RNA, 2085 nt
Organism: Xiphias gladius (swordfish)
Lineage: Eukaryota; Metazoa; Chordata; Actinopteri; Istiophoriformes; Xiphiidae
Gene: pde1a
Product: phosphodiesterase 1A, calmodulin-dependent
Exons: 17
Coding region: 1-2085 (694 amino acids)
Biological process (GO): signal transduction
Molecular function (GO): 3',5'-cyclic-nucleotide phosphodiesterase activity
Source: RefSeq, a predicted model, not a curated record
AUGAACGAGGAGGCGGAGGAGUCGCAGAUGCCCGAGCAGGAGCAGGAGCAGGAGCAGGGGCAGCAGGAGGAGGAGCAGGUGCAGCAACAAGAGAUGCAACAGGCAGGAAAGCCAGAGGAAGAGGAGAUGCAGCAGGAUGAGGAGAUGGAGGUUGAGGAGCAGCAGAAACAGGAGGAAAGACAGUCUGAGGAGGAGCAGCAGGCGGAGGAGGCGCUACAGAAAGAGGAGGAGCGGUCUGAGGAGGAGCAGCAGCGGCAGAGUGAGGAGGUGCAGGACUUGCUGGAUGUUCUGGAGCAGAACCACAACAACCAGGUCCUGAUUCGACUGAGAGGAAUGCAGAAAUAUAAAAGUGCAUCGCAGAGGCUGAAGGGGGUCCUGGAGCAGAUGGACCGCGGCAUCGUGGACCUGCAGGAGCUCCGCAGGAACCUGGAGCUCGCUGCUGCCAUGUUGGACGCUGUUUACACCGAUGAGACCAGGCGUCUGUUGGACACGGAGGACGAGCUCAGCGACUUGCAGGCAGAGUCGGUGCCCAGCGAGGUACGCGAUUGGCUGGCAUGUACCUUCAGCAGGAGGAUGGGCUUGGCCAAGCGUCGUCCCGAGGAGAAGCCGAGAUUCAGGAGCAUUGUCCACGCAGUGCAGGCCGGGAUCUUCGUAGAGAGGAUGUACAGACGGACAUCCAACAUGGCCGGUCUGACCUAUCCUCCCACCGCUUUGACAGCUCUGAAGGAAGUGGACCAGUGGUCGUUUGAUGUUUUUUCCUUCCACGAGGCCACCGCAGACCACGCCCUCAAGUUCCUGGUCUACGACCUGCUGACCCGCUAUGACCUCAUCAACAGGUUCAGGAUCCCAGUGCAGGCUCUGGUGCAGUUUGUCGAAGCCCUGGAGACUGGCUACAGCAAACACAGGAACCCCUACCACAACCUCAUCCACGCCGCUGAUGUCACUCAGACCGCCCACUUCCUUAUGCUACACACUGGACUCAUGCACUGGCUCAGCGAACUGGAGAUUCUCGCGAUGGUUUUCGCUGCAGCGAUUCACGACUUCGAACACACUGGAACCACCAACAACUUCCACAUCCACACCAGGUCGGAGGUGGCCAUUCUGUACAACGACAGGUCGGUGCUGGAGAACCAUCACGUCAGCGCUGCCUACAGGCUGAUGGCAGAGGAGGACAUGAACAUCCUGGUCAACCUGAACAAGGACGACUGGAGGGAGCUGAGGUCUCUGGUGAUAGAGAUGGUGAUGUCCACAGACAUGUCCUGUCACUUCCAGCAGAUCAAGACCAUGAGGAACGCCCUGACACAGACACACAGCAUAGACAAAGUGAAGGUUUUGUCUCUGAUGCUUCACGCUGCAGACAUCAGUCAUCCGGCCAAAGCCUGGCCGCUGCACUACCGCUGGACUCACAGUCUGAUGGAGGAGUUCUUUAGACAGGGAGAUAAAGAGGUGGAACUCGGCCUUCCUUUUUCUCCUCUCUGUGACCGCAAGGCUACCAUGAUCGCCCAAUCACAGAUAGGUUUCAUAGACUUCAUCGUGGAGCCGACCUUCAGUGUUCUGAUCGACACAACAGAGAAGGUGAUUGGUCCUCUGAUAGAAGAGGACAGGAAGGCCAGAGAGACUGGAAACAGGAGGUCCAGUUUAACAGGAAGUGGCUCCGUUACCGUGGAGUCGGUGCAGAGACAUAGUAGCGGUCGCCAGGGAAACAGUGACGAUGGACAGAUGGACUUUUCUCUGACCGCCAUCGACCUGCCGGCUCUGAGGCUCCACCUAUCCGGCGUCAUCGCCAGCAACAAGGACCGCUGGAAAGAGCUGUCUGUGCAGGAGCUGGCCAGUAAGGAGCAAGAGGAACAAGAGAGGGUGGAGUCCAACAUCAACCCGGACAUCCAGUCGCACGCCUCACCCAACCACAGCAUCCCUGAUGGACACACCUCCGACCACUCACAGAACUCAGACAGCUCCCCACCUGAUGAGACCCACGACGACGAGUCACCUGACCACGUGCCUGCAGAGCACCUGACCUGGAAUGGGGCAGGGCCUGGCGAGGACAAGGAGGAGGACGAUGACGAAGUGCCUGAAAACGCCUGA